AUGCUUUUAACAUGUAGGCUUAUACGUAUUUAUAUAUCUAUAUGUAUUUUUGGACAUGUUACAAAUCAUCUAUCUAUCUAUCUAUCUAUCUCAAUCCUUUCAGAUCUAUUUAUCUAUCUUUCUAUCUUCUGUCUACAUAGUUUUUUUUUUAUUAUCUAUCUAUCUAUCUAUCUAUCUAUCUAUCUAUCUAUCUAUCUAUCUUCAAUCCUUUCCGAUCUAUAUAUUUAUCUAUCAUUUUAUCUGUCUGUCUACAUAGGUUUGUGUUAUCUAUCUAUCUAUCUAUCUAUCUAUCUAUCUAUCUAUCUAUCUAUCUCAAUCCUUUCCGAUCUAUAUAUUUAUCUAUCAUUUUAUCUGUCUGUCUACAUAGGUUUUUGUUAUCUAUCUAUCUAUCUAUCUAUCUAUCUAUCUAUCUAUCUAUCUAUCUCAAUCCUUUCUGAUCUAUAUAUUUAUCUAUCAUUUUAUCUAUUUCUAUCUAUCUAUCUAUCUAUCUAUCUAUCUAUCUAUCUAUCUAUCUAUCUAUCUAUCUAUCUAAAUCCUUUCAGAUCUAUUUAUCUAUCUUUCUAUCUGUCUGUCGACAUAGUUUUUUUUAUUAUUAUCUAUCUAUCUCGUUUUUUUAUCUAUCUAUCUAUCUAUCUAUCUAUCUAUCUAUCUAUCUAUCUAUCUAUCUAUCUAUCUAUCUCUAAAAGUCUAUCUAGCUAUCUGCUUUUAUUAUCUAUGUAUGUAGAUUUCUAUUAUCUAUCUAUCUAUCUAUCUAUCUAUCUAUCUAUCUAUCUAUCUAAUUAUCAGCGGACAUGGAAUUGUAUAAGCUACAUUUUUCUUUCUUUCAUUCUUUCUUUCUUUCUUUCUUUCAUUCUUUCUUUCUUUCUUUCUUUCUUUCUUUUUUUUAUCUUUUUUCUCUGUUUAAGCUUCUUUCUUACAUUGUUUUUCGUUUUUUUCUUUGUUGAUACAAAGCUUCUUUCUUUAUUUCUUUUUCUUUUUACGAUUUUUCUUUUUCUUUCUUUUUUCUUUUUUUUGUUGUUAUUAAACUUCUUUCUUUGUUUUCUUGCUUGUUUCUUUGUUUCUUUCUUUUUUUUCUAUCUUUAUUUUUCUUUCUUCUUUGUUGUUAUUAAACAUUCUUUCUUUCUUUCUUUCUUUCUUUCUUUCUUUCUUUCUUUCUUUCUUUCUUCCUUGUCCCUAUCUUUGUUUUCUUUUUUCUUUGAUAUCUUUCUUUUCCGAUUUUCUUUGUUUUUACUAAAAUUCUUUUUUUCUUUCUUUUCUUGUCACUAUCUUUAUUUUAUUCUAUGUUUCCUUUAUCGGUACUAA
Acanthosepion pharaonis is the source of this 1302-nucleotide messenger RNA. NCBI's taxonomy places the organism in Eukaryota, Metazoa, Mollusca, Cephalopoda, Sepiida, Sepiidae. The record is from the annotation of a GenBank genome assembly.